AUGCUCUACUCCUGCGUGGGCUACUGUUCCACUGUGCCAAGUUUGGUGGUGGACUCUUACCGGACCAAGGACAGCGCAUCCCCGGGGAGAAGGACAGAGACAGGCGCCGCUGCUGCUGCUGGUGGUGCUGGUGGUGCUGGUGGUCAUGGUGGAGGUAAUAAUGCUGGGUUUGUGUCCAGACUUUUAUCCAAACCUCAGCCUUGGGAGGACAUCGAGUCGGACUAUGACGAGCCGCCCGUGCGCACAGCAUCCAGGGACCUUUUGGACACGGAUCGCAUGAGGUUCGGGGGUCUGGGGUCCAUGUCCAGCUUCUCCUCCGGGGCUGGGAGUAAAAAGCUGCCCCAGGCCAUCAUUAUCGGGGUGAAGAAAGGGGGCACCCGGGCUUUGCUGGAGUUUCUCCGCGUUCACCCGGACAUCAGAGCCGUGGGAGCGGAGCCACACUUCUUUGACCGCAACUACGACAACGGGCUCGAGUGGUACAGAGAGCUGAUGCCCAAGACUUUAGAGGGCCAGAUCACCAUGGAGAAGACCCCCAGCUACUUUGUGACCAGAGAGGCUCCGGCCCGCAUCGCCGCCAUGUCCCGGAAAACCAAACUCAUCGUGGUGGUGCGUGACCCGGUGACCAGAGCCAUCUCGGACUACACGCAGACUCUGUCCAAAAAGCCUGACAUCCCGUCUUUCGAGAGCCUGACGUUCAAAAACAGGACUACGGGCCUGAUCGACACCUCGUGGAGCGCAGUGCAGAUCGGUAUUUACGCCAAGCACUUGGACAACUGGCUGCAGCACUUCCCCAUGGAGCAGCUGCUGUUCGUGAGCGGCGAGCGGCUCAUCAGCGACCCGGCCGGAGAGCUGGGCCGCGUGCAGGACUUUCUGCGACUCAAACGCAUCAUCACGGACAAACACUUUUACUUUAACCAGACCAAGGGCUUCCCGUGUCUGAAGAAGGCCGAGGGCAGCAGCAAACCCCACUGCCUGGGCAAGACCAAAGGGCGGACCCACCCCAACAUCCACCCCGAGGUGGUGCGCAGGCUACGGGACUUCUACCGGCCCUUCAACCUCAAGUUCUACCAGAUGACCGGACAUCACUUUGGUUGGGAUUGA
Knipowitschia caucasica is the source of this 1101-nucleotide messenger RNA. The record is from the annotation of a GenBank genome assembly. NCBI's taxonomy places the organism in Eukaryota, Metazoa, Chordata, Actinopteri, Gobiiformes, Gobiidae.